CUACCUCUCUCUUUAAUCUUUAUAACACACGCACAGAGAAAAGCCAAACCGCGUUUUCCUCAGCAAAAUCACCUCCACCUCCAGGAGCCAAGAACUGUCAACGCCCUUCUUGAAUUUAGGUUUUUGUUUGACCAUCUCGACAACUCUCAUCUUCUUUUUCACUUCCAUUUUCUUUACUAUCAGCAAAAUGCAAAAUCAGUGAACAUCAAGCAUUUCAGUUCUUUAGCUUUCAAGAAUCCGCCGUUUCUUGUUCAAGAAAAAAAGACAGUCUUAAAAGAUGGUCGGUUUCCGACUUAAAACUACCGUUUCAUUUCUCCUUGUUUGUUUAGUAUUUCCACAGUUUUGUCUCGGGAUUCGUUCUAUUCAGAGCAGAGGCAUUAACGGCGGAGAUUUGUGGGGGUUUGAUCGAUUCGCUGAGGCGCCGGACUACCGUAACGGGAGAGACUGCCAGUUCCCAGCGAGUGAGAAGGAGUUCGGAUUGAAGCCCUCAUCGUGUGACGCCACUUUAGUUCACAUCGCAAUGACUCUAGAUUCCGAGUAUAUACGUGGCUCCAUCGCAGCUGUCCAUUCUGUUAUCAAACACGCUUCUUGUCCAGGAAACAUAUUCUUCCAUUUCAUAUCUGCUGAGUUCGACCCGGCGACUCCCCGAGUCUUGACUCGACUCGUCCGAUCCACGUUCCCUUCUCUCAAGUUCAAAGUGUACAUCUUCCGCGAAGAUACGGUGAUAAAUCUGAUAUCAUCUUCAAUUCGUGAAGCUUUAGAAAACCCACUGAACUACGCAAGAAACUACCUUGGUGACAUCCUGGACACCUGCGUCGACCGAGUCAUUUACCUUGACUCAGACCUCGUACUGGUCGACGACAUUCACAAACUCUGGAACAUAACCUUAACUGGGUCAAAAAUAAUCGGCGCACCGGAAUAUUGUCACGCGAAUUUCACUAAAUACUUCACCGACGAUUUCUGGUUUGACCCGGAGUUGUCACGUGUGUUCGAGUCGAGAAAGCCUUGCUAUUUCAACACGGGUGUGAUGGUGAUGGAUUUAGUGAAGUGGCGAGAAGGAAAUUACAGGAGAAGAAUAGAGCACUGGAUGGAAAUACAGAGGAAAAAGAGGAUUUAUGAGCUGGGUUCUCUGCCUCCAUUUUUACUGGUAUUUGGUGGUAAUUUAGAGGCUAUUGAUCACCGCUGGAACCAGCACGGACUUGGCGGUGAUAAUGUCAAGGACAGCUGUCGGUCAUUGCAUCCCGGUUCUGUUAGCUUGUUACAUUGGAGCGGAAAGGGUAAGCCUUGGGUUAGACUUGACGCGCGAAAGCCAUGCCCUCUUGAUCAUCUAUGGGAACCGUAUGAUCUUUACAAGCGUAAUAAUAUAGUGGCCAAAGAUCAGCCUUCUUUGGUGUUUUCUUCUUCUAGUUAGUCGAUUUUCAAGCUAUUAAUGAUUCUUUUUUCAUUACGCCCCCUCGUUGUCAUUGUUUAACCAUUCUUUGAUAUAUGUGUACAGAUUGAUGGGGAUUGGGGGCCUUUCUUUUUUUUUUUUCUAAUAAUUUGGGGUUCCUUUGGUUGGAACAAUUUUGAUGAAUUGAUUUCAUUGUGUGUAUUAAUUGCAUUAUCUGGGGAAAUAGGGAGAAGGACUAUUUCUCACCCAACUUUA
Molecule: messenger RNA, 1645 nt
Organism: Mangifera indica (mango)
Lineage: Eukaryota; Viridiplantae; Streptophyta; Magnoliopsida; Sapindales; Anacardiaceae
Product: probable galacturonosyltransferase-like 9
Exons: 1
Coding region: 278-1411 (377 amino acids)
Cellular component (GO): Golgi apparatus
Molecular function (GO): glycosyltransferase activity
Source: RefSeq, a predicted model, not a curated record